Molecule: messenger RNA, 2297 nt
Organism: Amaranthus tricolor (Joseph's coat)
Lineage: Eukaryota; Viridiplantae; Streptophyta; Magnoliopsida; Caryophyllales; Amaranthaceae
Product: protein SUPPRESSOR OF GENE SILENCING 3
Exons: 6
Coding region: 187-1953 (588 amino acids)
Biological process (GO): regulatory ncRNA-mediated gene silencing; defense response to virus
Source: RefSeq, a predicted model, not a curated record
AUAAGCCCUAGAUAACUUCACGCAUAUGACGAAGUCUGUAGGAGACUUGAAAGAACCCUAGUCCUCUUCAUUUGUCCAACAAAUCAGGAAAGAGGCGCAGGCGCCGACUGCUUCUUCAGUUCUCCGUCUUCAUUUUAGCCUUUUUAUUUGCCCUCAACCCCUCAAGGCUCAACGGAAGCUGAAGAGAUGAGUUCAGGUAGAGGUGUUGAUAAGCUCGGUCAGGGUGUUUCGAAUAUCAGCCUUGGAUCUUCUGACGAUUGGGAGACAGUCUCUAGGAAAAAUAAAAAUAAAGCUGGAAACAAUAGUGGAAGACAAUGGGGACAAUGGGUCCAGCAAAACCCCCAUCCCAAAGCAUGGGGUCAAUCUGAUACAGCACAGAGACUUGGCUUAAAUAGCAAUAAUGCCUCUGGAAGGUCCCAGACAACCUCAAGCAAGGACCAGAGGAAACAAGCUGGGGUUGCAACCUUGCCUGAUGGUAAGCAUUUGACUGGAUCAUCAGUCACACCCCUCAUUCAGCAUGAUUCUCAGGUGAGUGAGGAGAAAGUGGAUUCCGAAGAGGAUGACUUGACCGAUGAUGAUGAGUAUUUGCUGAGUGAUGGUUCUGAUUCUGAUGAAGGACCUCAAACUCACGAGACAAGGAAGCAGCACAGAAUGCUGAAGAAAUUUUUCAAUAGUUUGGAAACUUUGUCAGUGCAGGAAAUCAAUGAACUUGAAAGGCAGUGGCAUUGCCCUGCUUGUCAAGGUGGCCCUGGAGCCAUUGAUUGGUACAAGGGGCUCCAACCACUUUUGGCACAUGCAAGAACUAAAGGUUCUCAAAGAGUGAAGCUUCAUCGCACUUUUGCUGAUGUCUUGGAUGAGGAGCUCCGGAGAAGAGGAACCUCUGUGACGCCGGCUGGCGAAUCCUUUGGGCAGUGGGAGGGUUUGAAGCAGGAGAAAAAAGAUCAUGAGAUUGUCUGGCCUCCCAUGGUUUUAAUCAUGAAUACUAUACUGGACAAAGAUGAUAACGACAAGUGGGUUGGCAUGGGAAACCAAGAGCUUAUAGAAUACUUCAAGGAUUAUGCAGCUGUAAGGGCAAAACACUCUUAUGGCCCCAAGGGGCAUCGUGGAAUGAGUGUUUUGAUGUUUGACAGUUCAGCUGUGGGGUAUGCCGAGGCGGAGCGACUUCACAAGCAUUUUCUUGGACAAGGAACAGGAAGAAAUGCAUGGGAAAGUCAGCGGCGGGUGCUGUUUUAUCCUGGUGGAAAGCGUCAACUGUAUGGCUUCUUGGCAAGAAAAGAUGAUUUGGAAGAGUUCAACAAGCAUUGCCAAGGGAAAACAAGACUGAAGUAUGAUAUUAUGUCAUAUCAUGAGAAGGUUGUAAUUCCUAUGAAACAAAUGAGCGAGGAUAAUCAGCAACUUACUUGGUUCAAGAAUAAGCAUGCCAAAGAUCAAAGGCACAAUAAAGCCCUAGAGGAGUCUUUGAACAUUGUCACUGCAAAGCUUCGUAAGACCAUGGAAGAAAAUCGGAUUGUGAGACAGAGGACUAAAAUGAAGCAUGAGGAGAACAAGGAAGAGAUGGAUUUUCAAGAACACUUCUUUAAGGAUCAGAUCCAGCAAAUCCAUGAUGCAACAAUUGCAAAGGAGGACCGCUUUGAAAAGCUUCAGCAGGAGGAGCGAAAGAAGAUUGAGGAGUCUAGGACAGUAGCCUCAAGCACAGAAGAUUAUAGGCGCAGGGCCGAGGAGGUGACAAAAUUUAAGCAGUUCCAGGAUGAAGAAAUGGGGAAAUUCGCUGCUGAGAGAGACGAGUUGAUACGGAUUCAUGAGUACAAAAAGAUGGAGAUGAAGAAGAAGCAUUGGGAGGAGGAGUUAAAGCUAGAAAAAGAGUUUGAUACUGAGUUGACAAAGCUAAUGGAGAGCUAUGCUCCUCGCCCCAGUAUAGGUGUUGGUGUUGCUUCUGGUAUUGCUAGCAAGUAGGAUUUAUCUCGGAAAGUGAAAUGAAGUAACCUAGGUUCAAAACAUUUUCAAUCAAACAGUAGUGGCUGAUGUACAUGUUCUGUUAUUGAACCUAAUGAAAUGUUGGAUAUCUAGUAAGAAUGUAAAUAGACCCUGGGAUGAUGUUCAUGAUGGCGAAAAUAUUUGCAAGUAGGAUUUAUCUCGGAAAGAGAAACGAAGUAGCCUAGGUUUUGGAAGUAGCAAGUAGUGGUUGAUGUGCAGGUUUUGUUAUUGGAAUGAAGUACCUAACCAUAUGUUGGGUGUCUAGUAAGAAUGUAAAUAGGCCGUUGGAUUAUGUCCAGGAUGGCCAAAGUAUUUGCAAAAUC